Messenger RNA from Anopheles stephensi (Asian malaria mosquito), 2018 nucleotides. RefSeq names its product G2/mitotic-specific cyclin-B-like. Bases 256 to 1704 code for a protein of 482 amino acids. The transcript is spliced from 5 exons. Gene Ontology annotation, molecular function: cyclin-dependent protein serine/threonine kinase regulator activity. Gene Ontology annotation, biological process: regulation of cyclin-dependent protein serine/threonine kinase activity; mitotic cell cycle phase transition. Lineage: Eukaryota; Metazoa; Arthropoda; Insecta; Diptera; Culicidae. The record is from RefSeq and is a predicted model, not a curated record. Gene Ontology annotation, cellular component: cyclin-dependent protein kinase holoenzyme complex; cytoplasm; nucleus.
ACGCAUUCUUCUGUCGACAGCAGUUCGAACGUGUGUGCGUGUGCUGCCAACAGGCCUUUUCGUUCAUUAGCGCUCAACGUCUCCGAGGGUUCGUACGAAUUCAAACGGUUUUGGUGUCACCGGCCGAUUGCAAGCUCGGCGUACUGUUGGCGUGAGAAACAGCUGUAUAUAUUUGUAGCGCCUUUUUGUGUUGUAUUGUUUGUGACGGCUUUUGCCACCUUCUACACCGAUAGAUAAACAGGAAAACUGUCGAAGAUGUCCCGUAUUAUCAGAAUUGAUGAGAACCACGUAGCGGGAAACCUGCACGAAGGAGGUGUGAAGAAAAUGGUAGCCGCCACAAGGCGUCCCGUGUUGGGCGAGCUGGGUAACAAAGUGCUACGCAAUGCAUCCCAGGACUUGGUUGGCAAAGGCGCGGAAAAGGGAGCUGUGCUGAAGAAUGCCAACCCGACGCUGAAGAACAUCAAGCCUCGCGUAGACACCCGUUGGCGGAAGGCGGAUGGAUCGGCCGCGGUAGCCAUUCCCAAAAAACCCGUCACCAGAUCAGAAUCUAUAAAAUCUACGGCAGACCCGAAAGCUGGUGGCAACGCGGAACCUGUAAAGGUGCACGUGCAAUUGAACAAAGGCAACGAGGUAAAGCACGUAACGCUCAAGCGCGAGGACAGCCAGCUGUCGCUGCGGACAUUGGCGAAGCAAAAUCGAAAAGUUCAGCCAAAAAGCGCUCCCAGCAGCAGCAGCGCAUCAUCAUCGGACGAAGGCGAAACCAUCUCGACGACCACCAAGAAACCCGAACGGCUGGACACCCAUUCGCAGAAGCUUUUGGAAAGCAUCGAGAACAUUGACGUGAACGAUGGGUGGAAUCCGAUGUUGGUGUCGGAGUACGUGAAUGAUAUUUACAAUUACUUGAACCAACUGGAAAGCAGGCCCGGAUAUGCCUUGCGCGAAAACUUCCUAGAGGGCCACAAGGAGAUCUCACACAAGAUGCGAACGAUUCUGAUCGAUUGGAUCAACGAAGUGCACCACCAGUUUAAGCUGGACAUCGACACUUACCACAUGACAGUGUCGCUGAUCGACCGUUAUCUGCAGAAAGUGAAGACAGUUCCGAAGAAGAAGUUACAGUUGGUGGGCGUGACGGCGAUGUUCAUUGCAUCCAAAUAUGAGGAACUGUUCCCUCCCGAGAUUCACGACUUUGUGUUCAUCACCGACGAUACGUACCAGAAGCAUCAGAUUCUGGAAAUGGAGAAGGAGAUGGUGCGUGCGUUGGACUUCAACUUGGGCAAGCCCCUUCCAACGCAUUUCCUGCGCCGAUUUUCCAAGGCUGCCAAGGCGUCGGAUGUGAAUCACGUGCUGGCCAAGUACCUGAUCGAGCUUGCCAGCGUGGACUACAGCACUGCCCAUUACAAACCAUCCGAGAUUGCGGCCGCGGCAUUGUACAUAUCGUUGUAUCUAUUUCCAUUAUCUGGCGAGGAUGGGAACAGUUCCAGUGGGCUAAUAUGGACCAAAACGCUGGAACACUAUACCCACUACAGCGUUAGGGGUUUGUCGCCGAUUGUACAGCGGCUGGCAAACGUGAUCAAAUCCGUUCCCAAAAUGAUGGAAAAGAAACUGAAGUCACCCUGGCUGAAGUAUUCGUCCUCCAAAUUCCAGUGCAUUUCGACGCAUCCUAAGCUUAAAGGAGAAGAGAUUAAGGCACUGAUUGAGAAUUAGCUACCCUGUUGGUAGUUAGGAUGUUAAGCAAUUUUUGACUUACAGUUUUUAUCAUGUUUUAGAGGAAUAGUUUGUGUUUUUGACAAUGUUAAAAUGGGAAUGAUGGACAUUUCUGCUGGCCAAGAUAAAAUUAAUAAUACAAUUGCGUAAGAUCGAUGCUGUUCAAUCUAUCAGUUAUGUAUUUGUGUUACGUUCGUUCGUUCGUUUUUUGAUUGAUCCAUGAUUUAGCAUAUAUAGGAAGGAAAAUUAGACAUCACACUGAUGAAAAUUGUAAUUAAAUUCAAUAGUGACAACAACGCUAGUAAGCAACAAAA